AUUCAAACCACUCCUUUAAAUCCAUCAUAGUUUUUUUUUUUAAAUCUAUAAUCUGUGUUGAGCUGCUUCAUUCGUAAUGGAGUAACAGAGAUCGAUCAUUCUUUGAAUUCCAAGUUCACCAUAUAAUUUUAAGGCAAGAUUCGAAGGCUAUUAUUCCUAUCUUCACUACAUCAUGUAAAUACAUUUUCACAUCUUUUAUUGUUUACCAUUAAAGCUGCUGACUCAAGCUGCUUAUCAUGAGCAUCCUUUAUUUGAUAAGAUGGGCCUAGUUCUUAAAAAGCGUCCAUGUUCAUGCUGUUCAACAUGGUAUAAACGGUGACGUUGGAUCGGUGGUGAAUUGACUAAUUAUAUACUAUUAUUUGACGGAGCAACAUGGGAAUCGUUCUUUUGUCUCAUUCCACACUUGUAUAGUAUUAUAAAAACAUACAAGUUGCAAGUAUUCACCAUUAAUACUCAUCCAAACACAACUCUCUCUCUCUCUCUCAAUCUUGAGUACAGAAAUAAAGUUGAAUGGCAGCCAAAUCCAAGACUCUUCAGGUGAUCGGGAAGCACUUAGUUAACAGCCUCCGUUCAUGCGCUUUCCCACGCGCCGUCGCAUCUGAUCUUUCCGUUUCUCGUGUAUUGCUUAACAGGAAUGGUCACACAUCAGCGUAUGAUAAGAACGUAGAGGAAGAAUUGCAACCGAGUAAAGUGCCUGAUGAAUUGAUAAAGUCCGAGUCUGACAAAUAUUGGUCUCCUCAUCCUCAGACCGGUGUCUUUGGACCUUCCUCAUCCUCCACCACCGACAUGGCCGACGAGAAGCUUUCUCGCGGUAGUCAAGAGGACUCCGGAAUGGAGGAGAAAGCUUGGUUCCGUCCAACAAGCCUCGAGGAUUUUGACAAGACUCACCACUCCUAGCAAACAAACUCUUUCCUUUAUGUUAUGUGUGUUUCCGGAGUGUUGUACUAAAAUUUGACGUCGAAUUAUUAUGUUGCAAUAGCAGCCUAAACUUUCGGUGUUAUGAUGUUAUAUGAAUGUGAUUUGUUGUUGUAACG
Messenger RNA from Brassica napus (rape), 1034 nucleotides. RefSeq names its product late embryogenesis abundant protein At5g17165. The record is from RefSeq and is a predicted model, not a curated record. The coding region runs from base 511 to 897 and encodes 128 amino acids. NCBI's taxonomy places the organism in Eukaryota, Viridiplantae, Streptophyta, Magnoliopsida, Brassicales, Brassicaceae. The transcript is spliced from 2 exons.